This is a messenger RNA of Adelges cooleyi (spruce gall adelgid), 1287 nucleotides long. RefSeq lists its product as uncharacterized. The transcript has 5 exons. Lineage: Eukaryota; Metazoa; Arthropoda; Insecta; Hemiptera; Adelgidae. The coding region runs from base 193 to 1068 and encodes 291 amino acids. Gene Ontology annotation, molecular function: microtubule binding. Gene Ontology annotation, cellular component: outer kinetochore; mitotic spindle; spindle microtubule. Gene Ontology annotation, biological process: regulation of microtubule polymerization or depolymerization; cell division; mitotic cell cycle. The record is from RefSeq and is a predicted model, not a curated record.
AUUAUUAUCAUUCAUCAAGCAAUCAUACCUGUUGGCUGUUACUUCAAGUUCAUUAUGUAAAUACGUUUGUUUCUUUUUGAAUGUUACGUGAUUUAUAAUAUUAUAUUACAAUUUAUAUUUUAUCGACUUUUUGGAUAGAAAUUAUGUGUCUUUAGAAUUGUAUAUUUUAGUAUCAAGUAACAAAUCAUCAAGAUGAGUAAUUUUGAUCUUGAAAAAAUGGUUAGUACUGUUGACAAUUUAAGUACAUGUUUAGAUGUUAUGUUGUGUCUUAAAAAUCCCGAAGGUGGUAAAGAAAUUCUAGGUACUUACGAAAAACUAGAUAGUUUAGUUAUUUCAUUUGAUGAUCAAAUAAGUACAUUAAAGAAUGUGUUAAUCAAAGAAAAAAAUGCUCGUCAAACGUAUUUUCAAAAGCAAGUUGAUGAAUUAAAAAUGAUAGUAGAUAGAUGUGAACAUAUGAUUACUAAUAUUCCAUUGAAUUCAUUUCAUACUAAUGAACCAGAACACCUAUUCAAUCAAAAUGGAACGAAAGAUUUUAAAGUAAAUAUGAACAACAUGUCUAUGUCACCUGUAGCUAGUUCAUGGACUGAUAUGUAUUCUCCUACUGAGACUACUAUACAUCAAAAUACAAUGUCUAAUAAUACAAUGAUGAGUGCCAUAAUGGGACAUUCUAAAUUCCACACUUCAAAACAAAUACUUGACACUCCUCUUCUAAAGUUAGUUGACAAUGAUGAAAUGAAUUCUGUUCCUAAGUACAUGAAAGGGCGUUUAAAUUCAUUAAAUAUAAAUACUGUGAUUGACAGUAUUAAUAAAGCUUUAGAAAAUAAAUAUGAAAUUUUGCGAAAACCAAAAAGUUCACUUAAAAAAAAAGAUUUAGAUGCUUAUAAUGAUUGGAAAAUUCAACAAAGUACUGUUGGUCAAGGUCAAUAUUUUGUAACAGCUGAGGACAUAACAAAAUAUAGUGAAACAAAAGUAGACAAAACCACUUUGAACAUUAUUCCAAUCUUAAGACAUUUAAAGCGCCUAAAAGAGUCGAGGGUUGGUGGUUUUGUCUUUUAUUUGCCUUAUUAAGAUAAAAAAAAAAAGUGUUAUGUAAUUAGCUUAAUAUACAUGUUUAAUUGUUUUUAAUUAUUUUGCUUGUUCAAAUGUAUUAUUUAAAUAUUAUUUAUUAAGUUAUGUUAAAUCUCGAGUAUUUGGUAUUAAGGUAUUACUUACACUAAAAUACUUAUACUUAAAUUUAUUUUAAAUGUAAUUAUUUCAAAAUAUUAUUGUAAAUAGAAAAAAAAAAUG